This is a messenger RNA of Pseudoliparis swirei, 2616 nucleotides long. RefSeq names its product branched chain amino-acid transaminase 1, cytosolic (gene bcat1). The record is from RefSeq and is a predicted model, not a curated record. Gene Ontology annotation, cellular component: mitochondrion. The coding region runs from base 513 to 1613 and encodes 366 amino acids. Gene Ontology annotation, biological process: L-leucine biosynthetic process; L-valine biosynthetic process. Gene Ontology annotation, molecular function: branched-chain-amino-acid:2-oxoglutarate transaminase activity. The transcript is spliced from 11 exons. NCBI's taxonomy places the organism in Eukaryota, Metazoa, Chordata, Actinopteri, Perciformes, Liparidae.
UUCGUGGGUUUCGUGGAUUUCGUGGAUUCCCUGGACCUUCUGAAAUCACCCGGGCUGUAAGCAGUAUACGCUCGUAAUUAGACCUGUUUUCUUUCUGUAAUAGAACUGCAUUAUAUCAGCAACAAGACAGUGUCCGCGGAGAUCUUUUCAUCACCAACAUUCUUCAUCACCUCGGCCGACAGAAGAUUAUACAACAAGACUUCCUGCCACACACACAGAGAACGGUUCCUGUUCACAAAAACAUGAUCGAAAUAAAGAAAACAUCAAUCAUCUAUGGGAUAUUGAGCCGAUGACGUACUUCAUCGCAGUUCAGUGUCACAAUGCUAGAGGGGGGUGUGUUGAAAUAUUGAUUGGGGUCAUUUUCCUGUUUGAUCGUGACUACACAUAAUGGGACUGGUUUCAACCUGAUCCUGUAAGAGGUUUAGCGGACGCGAGACCGUUCACCAGGAACCUCUGUGUCCGACGUGCCGGCUCCCGAUCUGAAGGAAAGCAGCUACAUUGCCACUAUCUCAAUGGCUGACGGCAGCAUUCCCAGCUUCAAGGCAGCUGACCUGGUCAUCGAGCUGUCCUCCACUCCAAAGGCCAAACAGGACCGGCCGGCCUUCGGGAACGUCUUCACGGACCACAUGCUGACCAUAGAGUGGAGUGCGAGUGAGGGCUGGCAGGCUCCGCUCAUCAAGCCCUUUGGAAACCUGACGCUCCACCCAGCCUGUUCGUCACUACACUACGGCAUACAGCUGUUUGAAGGGUUGAAGGCGUUUCGUGGGGAUGACAACCAACUGCGUCUCUUCAGACCGAUGCUCAACAUGAGCCGCAUGGCCGACUCGGCGAAGAGAGCUUGCCUGCCUGCCUUUGAUCAGUCAGAGCUUCUGAAGUGCAUCAGGCGACUGGUAGAGAUCGAGCAGGACUGGGUUCCUCACUCUGAAUCGGCCAGUCUGUACAUCAGACCCACGUUCCUCAGCACUGAGCAAUCUCUGGGUGUAAAGAAGGCUUCCAACGCCUUGCUGUAUGUGAUUUUGUGUCCAGUGGGCUCGUACUUCACCAGCGAAACAAAGAGUCUGUCCUUGUGGGCCGACCCAAAGUACACCAGGGCAUGGAAAGGAGGGACUGGAAACUACAAAAUGGGCGGAAACUACGGGUGCUCUUUGUUCGCCCAGUACGAAGCAGAGGAUCAUGGGUGCCAGCAGGUGCUGUGGCUGUACGGGGAGGACCACCAGAUCACCGAGGCAGGCACCAUGAACAUCUUCCUCCACUGGAUCAAUGAGGAUGGAGAGGAGGAACUUGCAACUCCGCCACUGGACGGCAUCAUACUCCCAGGUGUAACCCGACAGAGCAUCCUGGAACUGACCAGGAGAUGGGGGGAGUUUAAGGUGACGGAGCGCUACCUGACCAUGAGCCAGCUGUGCUCUGCCCUGAAGCAGCUGCGGGUCAAAGAGGUAUUUGGCAGCGGUACUGCCUGCAUGGUCUGUCCCAUCGGACACAUUGUUUACCAGGGAGAGAACUUGCACAUCCCCUGUCAGGAGAAAGACUCACAGUUGGCUUCACGGAUAGCAAAGGAGCUUGUGGAUAUUCAGCAUGGACGCACACCCAGCGACUGGACCCUCCUGGUGUAACACCCACCUCCACAUCGACCAGCGUGUGCACGAGGAGGUCACAGCAUCAACGACAAAAGGCUAUCAUGCACUUUGUCACAAUGUUUGGCAAUAUUGGUAGUUUAACUGCAACACGCUGGCUCUGUGGCGAGUGUGUGAUACAACUUUGCCCCUUUUAAGCUUAAAUUAAUGAUAAGCACACAACUGUUCAACAUAAUUACCGACAGUAGGCUAAUGUCUCAUGCAAUAGUGCACAAUAACUUACAGUAGCUUUUCUUCUGCUGCUUUCCAACCAGCGUGGGAUAAAACAUGAAAAGAGAAAUCAUCAGUGAGUUACAGAGAAUUUCACAUCACUUGUGCAAAGUUACUAAGUUUCUACACGAGGGCGAGUUCUACUCCUCUGAUGGGUAUAGUAUGGAAACAUCGGGCAGUUUAAAAAGCCAAAAGGCCGUUUGCUUUUCAUUUUGGGGUUGUACUAUGUUCUUGUUUCAGAGGACAUGCAGAUGUUUCUGAAUUUGAGUUUUAUUGUAAACAUUUUAAACAUUUAGAAUCUGCAGACAAGGCGUCGUCGCCUUUUGGUAAGAGCAUCAAACAAAUGUUACGGACAACUGGAAGUACCACACGGGAGUUUCUUCACUACCGUGUGGAGCUCGUCAGCCAGUAUACCGGACAAAUAUUAUCCGUGAGAGAAGUAGUGUGUGUCAAUGCAGCUGAUGGGUUACAGGAUUACAGGACGACAUUACCAGAGGUGUCUCAAGAUCUGACCGGCAUACACGUGAACUCAUUUUAAAGGGAUGUUCAUUAUGAAUACUGUAAGGCUGUAUGGUUAUUAUUAUUAUAGAAUGGAUUUGUCCCUGUUAUGAUGUUGAACAGAGAGCUCUUGGCCUGUGCUUGUAUGUGCACUGUAGAAGCACUGUGGGAAGGAAGGCCAGCGUACUGUUGUUACACUCUGAAACUUGUGUUUGUUAUGGCAAUGACUAAUGUUCUACUUUCUCAAAAUAAAACGAUAAUCAAACAACAUAAA